Molecule: messenger RNA, 484 nt
Organism: Paramuricea clavata
Lineage: Eukaryota; Metazoa; Cnidaria; Anthozoa; Malacalcyonacea; Plexauridae
Source: the annotation of a GenBank genome assembly
ACGCGAUAAACUUCAAACUGAAUCCGUGGACAAUUUCGUGGCUGAGUUGAAAACCUUGGCAAAGACCUGCAAUCUCUGUGAGUGCCUUCGCGAUAGUUUAAUUCAUGACCGCAUUGUCCUGGGAAUUAAGAAUGAACAAACAACGAAGAAGCUACUAAGAACAAGAGAUCUCACCUUAAACAAAUGCAUAGACAUAUGUCGAAGCGAGGAAGUUACGGACAUGCAGGUGAAGUCUCUUGCAGAGCCCGAAAAUAUAAAUCAACUCCAGUCGAAAGCAAAGAUUAAGCCAAGAGUUUUCGAAGGAAAGAAAAGGUUACAAUCUGGCAAGAAAGUUUCAUGUAAAUUUUGUGGCUACGAACACGCGCCAGACAAAAAGAAAUGCCCGGCAUGGGGAAAAACUUGUAAUCGAUGCAAAGAAAGAAACCAUUUUGCUAAGAAAUGCAAGAAAACCUCAGUUUACAGUAUCGAGAGCGAAGACGAGUAA